AUGAAGGCCUCCAUUCCCACACUCACUACCGCCCUCGUGGCCACAUGCGCCCUCUGGGCCCCAGCCCUCAGCGAUAUAACACAAGGCGUCACCCCGGAACUCUUCGCCCGCCUGGACCGCCUGGCCCUGCUGUCCAUGAACGUCUACACGGGGGCGUUGUGUGCACCGCCCUUCGGCCUCACCCGCGCCGGCUUCAUCAACGAGACGACCUACGACAUCCAGGGCCAGGUACUACGCGACGACGCCGCGCGCGAGGCCGUCGUCGUGUUCCGCGGCACCGCCAGCGACAAAAACUUCCAGGUCGACGUCAACAUCACGCUCGCACCGUUCGAGACCGCCGCCGCCAACUGCCCCGGCUGCCAGGUCCACGGAGGGUUUUACCUCGCCUGGACCGCGGCGCGGGAGCAGGUCCUGGGGCUGGUUCAGGGGGUGCUGAGUGCGUUCCCUGGGUAUGGUGUUGUUAUCACGGGGCAUAGUCUCGGCGGCUCUAUGGCCUCACUGGCUGCUACACAGUUUCAGCCGCUGUUCCCUAAUUUGACGGUAUAUACCUACGGUGAGCCUCGGACAGGUGAUGCGAUGUACGUCCAGGCAGUGGAGACCAACUUCCUCGCAUCGAGUCCUCUUACAACGAGGUACUUUCGCUCCACUCACGAAGACGACGGCGUCCCUAAUUUCCCGGGCGUGAGCGAUGGAUAUCAGUCCUCGACUCGCAACUCGUUCUGGCAGCGGGACCCCGUGGGCGCCAACAACACGUUUGUGUGUACGAGCACUAGCGACUUCCAGACACAGAGGCAGUGUGGUGAAGGGAGAAAUGGAUCCGGCAUCAACCAAGCGCAUCUAACGUACUUUGGGCACCCGCUUAACGUGAACGGCCCAUGUCCGCCGUAG
Messenger RNA from Diaporthe amygdali, 888 nucleotides. Its product is annotated as feruloyl esterase a. Lineage: Eukaryota; Fungi; Ascomycota; Sordariomycetes; Diaporthales; Diaporthaceae. The record is from RefSeq and is a predicted model, not a curated record. Bases 1 to 888 code for a protein of 295 amino acids. Gene Ontology annotation, biological process: lipid metabolic process. The transcript has 3 exons.